CAGAUUAAAAGUGUGCCUUGGAGGUUGGAGAAGUAACCUCAGCCGCAAGUGACUCUCUCCUUCAGGUAGGCACCGAGCCCUUCCUCGAAACAUUCAGGAAAGCUCUUAAGUGAGUGCUGGUAUCUGUAAGCAUCGGCUUUUGGGGGAAGGAGAGAUUCCCCUGCUCUCUGGAGGCAGAAGCUGUUCGACUCAUGUUUUCUUUGGAUCACAGAAGAAUUGCUCUGAGGGAACAUUCAGUCCUUCCUCUCUGCUUCUCCUGAAAUGACAAGCUUGCUCAUUGCUCUGAAUAGCUAACCCGUACCGGUGCAGUCAUGCAAUUGAUCACUAGCACUUGGGGAGAGGGGCUUGCGUGAAACCUGGCGGGCAGUUCUGUGUCUGCAAUGAAGUGGCCUUUCCUGUGCAGCAUGUUCAGCGUUAGCAGGUACAGCAUCCCGAGACCUGUCACCAGGAAUCUGGAGGAUCUGGACUCAGUGCAAAGUAUCCUGCUGCACAGCGACCUUGAGCCUGAAUGGUUGGACAGUGUGCAGAAAAAUGGGGAAUUAUUUUAUCUAGAACUGAGUGAAGGUGAAGAAGAAACUCUUCUUCAAGACAUCUCUUCGGAGGUGCCUGCAGUGAAUCAUGUCAGGUUCCGUGAAAAUGAAGCUGAGGUUAUUCAAGAGGGAUCACGAAAAGAAAGAAAGUAUGAACCCAGACUGAAAAAAAUCACCAAACUUUUAAAAAAGAAAAGCCUUUUACCAAAGCAUUCUGGUAAGAAAGAAACUGGUGGUAGGGAUGGGCAUCCUUCCGGCCCAACCUCCAUACUGAAACACCAAUCCACUCAGAAGGUGGGAGUCAUAGUCCAGCAACGGUACAAAGAUGUUUGUGUCUAUGUAAAUCCAAAAAGACUACCCAAUGCUGGAGCAGGGGGAAAACUCAAGCUUCUGGAGGCAUUGGUAGGGAUUGUUCAUCAGUCUUCAUGGAGCGGCAGAAGAUCUGAAAAGCAAGGAGAACAAGACAGAAGCAACAAAGGGAUCAAUGAAGAGAAGCUUGUAGUUCAUGGCUUGGUCCCAGGCAGCUCAGCCAUAAAAACAGGUCAAAUCUUGAUUGGAGAUGCCCUUGUUGCUAUAAAUGAUGUUGAUGUGAACACUGAGAAUAUAGAAAGGGUUUUGUCUUGCAUUCCGGGUCCUAUGCAGGUGAAACUUACAUUUGAAACUUCAGUCUUUGAGAAUGAAGGAACAUUUCAACAAAGGUAUAAACAGGCACAGUCAGCUAUGAACAAUCUCGUCAAGCUUCUGUGGGGAGAAGAUAAUAUGGAUCUUCAGCUGGCUAUCCAAGGCAUGCCUCAUAUUGUUAUGUACCUCACACUAAAAUUGGACUCUGAAACAUCUAAGGAUGAGCAAGAAAUUCUUUACCAAUACCCCAUAUCAGAAGCAUCCCAAAAGCUGAAAAGUGUGAGAGGAAUAUUUCUCACUCUCUCUGAUAUGCUGGAAAAUGUGACUGGAGCCCACAUUAUCAGCUCAUCCCUUUUUUUGUGUGGGAAACUGGUUCAGGUGGUUUACUGGAAAGAAUCUGACAAGUUGCUUGUGAUUGGCCUCCCUGCAGAAAGUGUGCCUCUUUCUCAGCUAAGGAACAUGAUUACAGAUGUUGUCAGAACCUUAAACUUUAUGUAUGGUUCUUUGGACAGUGCUUUUUGCCAGGUGGAAAACAUUUCCCGCUUGGAUCAUUUUUUCAACCUGUUCUUCCAGCGAGCAAUUCAACCUGCCAGACUGAACUCGAACGCCAGCCCCAGUGCUCAGCACUAUGAUAGCUGCAGUGCAUUGCUUUUAGACAAUCUCCCAGGAGUACGCUGGUUAACGCUGCCACAAGAAAUCAAGAUGGAAAUUGACACAGCACUGAGUGAUUUGGAGGCAGCUGAUUUUGCAGAGCUGUCUGAAGAUUACUAUGACAUGAGACGGUUGUAUAUGAUUCUGGGAUCUUGUCUCUUCUAUAAGGGCUAUUUGAUUGGCAAUCACUUACCAAAGGAGGAUCUUAUUGAUAUUGCUUUAUAUAGUCGACACUAUUGCCUGUUACCCUUGGCAGCAGAACAGAGGAUUGGUCAGUUAGUGAUAUGGCGAGAAGUAUUUCCACACCAUCACCUCCAACCAAAUGAAGCUUCAGGUGUUACAGGAUACAGGGAGCCUGAAGCAAGAUACUUUUUACUAAUAGUUGGUUUGAGACACUUUAUGCUGUGUGUUUUGCUGGAGACAGGGGGCUGCACUUCCAAAGCCAUUGGGAAUCCAGGACCAGAUUGUAUAUACGUUGAUCAGAUCAAAGCAACUAUACUUCAGUUGGAAGGCAUAGAUUCUAGCAUAGAGGAAAGAUUAGAAUCUCCCUCCAUUCCAUGUCUAUCUUGUGCUGACUGGUUCCUUCCUGCAUCACGUGACAAACUGGAAAGCUUUACAACCCCACCCAUCCUUAGUAAACUACAAAAUACUUCCAAAUCCGCAACCUCUACAACAAGCAAGAGAACACUCUUCACUGACUCCUCCUUAAGGACACGUAAGCCCAGUCCCUCAAGGAGCAGUGGAGGAUCUGACAAUGGCAGUGAAGGUCCUGAAGAAGGUGGAGGCCUUAACCCACUUGCUACACUAGAUCAGGUCCGAAAGCACGAACGAAAAGAAUCCCAAGGUUUUGGCGGGUCUGAGGGAAGUAGUAGCUUGUUCAAGGUCACUAAAAAGAAACAUACCCUUCCAAAUCCUUUUCAUUUAGGAAACCUGAAAAAGAAUCUUUCAGAGAAAGAUAUGGAACUCUACAAUGCUGUCAAGUUGACGUCUGGUCCUGAGAACACCCUCUUCCACUAUAUUUCUUUAGAAACAAUGCAAGGAAUCUUUAUUACUCCAACGCAUAAAGAAGUACAACAGCUUAGUGGCUCCAUCCACCCUCAGCUAAUCAAGAAUUUUCAUCGUUGCUGUCUUUCAAUUCGCUCCAUUUUUCAGCAGGCCAUGAUGAAAGAAAAAAAGAAAAAUGCAGACAGUGGGAGCAAUUCAGAUUCCAGAAAGGCAAGUUCUGACCAGAAUCUAGUGAGAGAACAUGGGGUUUUGUUUGAGUGUUCUCCUGAUAACUGGACUGACCAGAAGAAACCACCACCAACUAUGACUUACUGGGUUGUAGGGAGACUCUUCCUACAUCCAAAACCUCAGGAGUUUUAUGUCUGUUUUCAUGAUUCAGUCACAGAAGUUGCUGUUGAACUGGCUUUUAAACUGUCCUUUGGCUUAGCUACAUAGAUGUGCUUCUGACUAAGCAACAGUCCUGAACCAUGCUGGAAUCCAUCUAAAGCACUUAAAUAUAAACAGAAACUGAGUAAAUCAUGAUGUCCUUCUGUGUGUUCUUUUGAAGUGCUUUAAAAAAAUAAAUCUGCCUUGUGGACUAGCUCUGUUAAACACUGAAGUAACACGUUACUGUAGAUUCACUACAUCAGCAGCUACCUAUGGGAGACGAUGUUUUUGGGAGAAGCAAAAAACAUUAAUUUUAGAUACAGUCAAAUGGAUAAUGAUGAAUAAAAAGAUGGAAUUACUUAUCCUGAGUGUAGCUUUACUACAUAAAAUAUUAGCAUAACAUGUACAUUCCAGUAAUGUCCAAUGUUUAAUAUCAACUACAAGAUAUUACACUUGAUAUACCAUCUAGAUAUUUGGCAGUCAGCAGUAGAAAAAACAUAACUUUCCCUGGUAAUUAAGCACAUGAAGCUCUGAAGGCAUGAACAAUUGCUAGAUGGUUUUAGUACUCCUCUAUUAAUCAAAAUGAAGGGAAAACCAAUAGCAUCUGGAUUAGGGGCUACAAAACACAAAAUUAGCAUGUUAUCUUUUUUAUCCAUUGUGAUCUUUCAUACAGCCAAGGGCUAUAAUAAUACUGAUAUUUUAAUAGAUUUCAUGAAUGGCAUUGUAAAUAACGAAGUGCUACAUUUGUUAUGGAGUAAUUUUGAUUCUUAUGAAAGUAUAAUAGGUACGAAAGUAUGUGAAAAAAGGCUUUAACUGGCAAUUUUGUUUCUGAAAGCUAGGCACGAACAUAACUAUUUUUAUAUGAUGUUGAUGCUUUUAUAAUAAAGAAAUUUGUAUAUUUGUAGGGGGAAAA
Molecule: messenger RNA, 4086 nt
Organism: Dermochelys coriacea (leatherback sea turtle)
Lineage: Eukaryota; Metazoa; Chordata; Testudines; Dermochelyidae
Gene: INTU
Product: inturned planar cell polarity protein
Exons: 16
Coding region: 381-3242 (953 amino acids)
Biological process (GO): vesicle-mediated transport; cilium assembly; establishment of planar polarity
Cellular component (GO): cytoplasm; cilium
Molecular function (GO): protein binding
Source: RefSeq, a predicted model, not a curated record